AUGGAGGGUACCGCAAACGUGAUAGUGUAUCGCAAUAGUGAGAUUAUACGAAAUACUCAUGAGAGAGUGAGGUUUGUGUGUCAGAAUCCGUUUUUGUUUGUGGUUCCAUGCACCAUGACGUUUAUCGAGCUUCAAAACAGUCUCUGUCAAAGUAUGGAGAAUAUUAUAUUGAGGAGAGUGAGCAGUAUAUUGUACCGGAAUCCGAUUAUAGUUUUUGGUGGUCUAAUACAGUUUGAUAUCAUGCCGAUCACUGACGAGGAGAGUCUGCAAAAUAUGUUCCAGAUUCAUCGGCAAACUCAAAUGCGACAGCCACAGAUUGAGCUGUAUGUUGAGUUUCAAGAUGUAGAGGCAGAUGAGAUUCAAAAUGAUUUAGAUAUAGAGGAUGAUAGAGCUGCAGUGUAUGAAGGAAUGAACAGUGACAGCGAAGAGGACUUCGAAGCCACUUAUGAAGCUGGCGAUGAAGACGAGGAUGGUGAUGUGGGAGUCGAAGCAGAAGUGGAGAAUGUGGUGAUUCACCCCGCAGUCAGUCAACCGAUGAACGUCCCACAUUUUAUGCGUAAUUUGGAUAUUGACGCGAUGAAUGCACCGGAAUUUUCGGAAUAUGCAAACAUAGGUGUUGCUGAUCCUGAGGACGGAGAGUUCAGGAUAGGAAUGGAGUAUAGUUCUAGAAAGUCUGUCGUCGCAACAAUUAGAAGUUGCACUAUCUCUAGAGGAGUCGACUACAAUGUUUAUGAGUCCGAACCAUUGACGUUCUAUGCAAAAUGCAUGACGUAUGAGCGUGGGCGCGACUGGUUUAUCCGAGCCAGUUUGAUACGGAAAAAAGGUUGUUGGGAGAUACGGAGAUACAACGGCUGGCACACAUGCACCAUGGGAACGAUUUCACAGGAUCAUUCCAAGUUAGACUUGGACACAGUUGCUGAGGCUAUAAGGCCAUUGGUUGAGAGUGACCCGUCCAUCAAUAUCAAAUCUAUAAUUGCGGAGGUCCAGUCAAGGUUUAACUACACCAUCAGUUACCGAAAGGCUUGGUUGGCAAAGUAA
Messenger RNA from Arachis ipaensis, 1038 nucleotides. RefSeq lists its product as uncharacterized. NCBI's taxonomy places the organism in Eukaryota, Viridiplantae, Streptophyta, Magnoliopsida, Fabales, Fabaceae. The record is from RefSeq and is a predicted model, not a curated record.